Spirodela intermedia is the source of this 2407-nucleotide messenger RNA. The record is from the annotation of a GenBank genome assembly. Lineage: Eukaryota; Viridiplantae; Streptophyta; Magnoliopsida; Alismatales; Araceae.
AUGUCUUCGCCGACUAAACGCCGAGAGAUGGACUUCAUGAAGCUGUAAGCGCACACCCACACCCGCUGCUGGAAUCUGCGCCUAUCGAGGGAAUUCACGUCCUUGUGUCUCUUUACGUCCUCUGGAUGCAGGAUGAUGAGCGACUAUAAGGUGGAGACGAUCAACGAUGGGACGCACGAGUUCCACGUUGAAUUCCACGGCCCCAGCGACAGUAAUGGCCUCCGAUAUCCGACUCUGUCUACUAUCUCCCUCUCCCCAUCCCCCUUUUUCUUGCUUCCCUUGAUCGGGGCAAAGUUUUAAUAUUGGUGAGGUAGCGAGUUUGUUCCGAGAUUCAUGGUUCAUGAUGCUCGUGAUGUCGUAGUUGUCUUAGUUGACUGAAUCAUGUCGGCAUUUAGGAAGAGUGAAGAAAAUUGAAGUCGAUUUUCUCCGGUCCAGCUGUGAUUCUGCUUCAGAGAUUGUGUGCUUUUGGAAUUUUCCUGUUUCUUUCUUGUUGAACGCUUGCUAUUUUGAAAUUGUUAUAGUCCAGUUAAGUAAUUCAACGCUGUUACUUAAAAAAAAUAAAUCUCUAUUUGGGGCGUCGGUUUCUGUUUUUUCUACUGUUCUUAAUGCCUGGAAGUGAUACGUGGGCUUCACUAUUUAUUUAUUUUUUACAUAUUCUGUGGUUGUGGCAGGUCCAUAUCACAGGGGUGUGUGGAAGAUAAGAGUAGCUCUACCAGAUGGCUAUCCUUACAAGUCCCCUUCAAUUGGCUUUGUCAAUAAGAUUUACCACCCAAAUGUUGAUGAGAAGUGAGUUUUUGCUUGUAGUCUCUUGGGUAUUGCGAUGUUUCCAGCUUCUGUCUCAUCUCCCUGCUUCCUCAUUCAGACCUUCACUCCAGGGAAUAUUCAUAUCCCUGGACCCUUAGUUAUAUGAGUGUUAACGGUACUAAAAUUCCUUCAGGUCUGGCUCAGUUUGUCUGGAUGUCAUCAACCAGAGAUGGAGCCCUAUGUUUGGUAUCUCCUAUCUCUUGGUCCUCGCAAUUUUUAAAUAAAGGAUUUUGUUUGUUUAUGGAUUGAUUUAGACGAUUCUUUUUUGUUGGAGCCAAGUACAUAAACUUCCGCGUUUAAUAAGCAUCAUCAUUGUGCAGAUCUUGUAAAUGUUUUUGAGGUCUUCCUUCCGCAGCUUCUCCUGUAUCCUAACCCUUCAGAUCCUCUGAACAAGGAAGCCGCUGCUUUGAUGAUCCGUGAUCAUACAGAAUACGAGAAAAGAGUAAAAGGUACUUCUUUUCUGUUCAUUCCGCUUUAAAUCCUCUAGUUUUGGUGGUUAACCUUCUUAUAUCCAAAUUUGGCGUUUUGUCUUUAAAAUGGCCGUAACUUGUCCGAGUAAGGAUCAUGGCUCAUGCUGCUUGAUGCUUUUGGUUUGGUCGAGUGAAAUAGAAGUUCUUGUCUCGAAUCUUUGUCGAAACCCAAAAAGAUUUACAUCACUCGGAUUACAAUGUUGGCUUUGUGAUUCCAACACCUCCAUGAUCCAAUGUCGAAUUGUUGGACGGCAAGACUUUUCAGGGGAAAGGCACCUAUUGGAGGCCCUUGAGAUCUUUAGUCCUGUCGAAAAUGCUAACUGGAGCAAUCCCCCGACGUGUUGGCCAAGAUUUUAAUUCUGUAUGGAGCUUCUCUCUUAGUUAAAACCAUUGUGGCCGCGGAAUCCGUUGAUUACUAGACGCUGAAAUGAGUAAGAACAUCAAUUUUUUUUCCCUGGGAAUCUUCAUGCCCUGAGGACAGAUUAUCUGUAACUUGCCACAAUCUUAUUCUACCUUUAGGUAUCUCAUUAUGGCAGAAACAUGGUCUGUAUAGGAUGGGAAUUCAGCCGUCAUUUAGAGAGUUCAGUAAGUUGCUCGGAUUCAAUCAACUUGAAGUAAUAACACGGAUCAUACUUCUUUUUCUCCAAUUCAUCUUGAAAAUCCUGAACACUGAGCCUCGAAAUCUAUUGGAAAUGUUCUACCCCAACCCCACAUACCCCCAUUCCCAAGAUUGAGCCAUAUCUGGUUCCACCCUUUAUUGGGGCAAAUCGUUCGAGGUUUAGAAUCCUGCCAUUUUUCUAACCAUACCGAAAUUUCCCCGAGAGUCAUGUGAAAAAUAAAAAAACCCAGAUAAUUUUACUUCUUUUUCACCAACCCAGUUCAGAAAUGGGUCGGCCCGUCCUCGAACUCGAGCUAUAUUUGUCUCCACUUUCCGCCUGGUUGAAUCUUUUUGGAUUCAGAAACCUGCCAUCUCGCUGAUGUUUAGAAAUUUUCCUCCAGAGUACUGUGAGAAGUAUGCAAAGCCCGAGGACGCUGGCUCCCCAUCAAUGGACGAUUCAGGAGACGAAGAUCCGAGCGGAGAUGAAUCAGAGUCCAGCGACGACGACGAUGACGAUCUGGCAGCCAAAACCUGA